GUUGGAAACCAUGAAGACCAAGACCCUCCCAAUUCUCAUUAGUUGGAAUUUGGAACUUAAAGGGGUGAAAAUGACAAUUUAUGAACAUUUAAGUGCAGUUAAUAACAUCGGAAACGCUCCGGCGUAUAUACCAAAAAGAUAUGUCCGCUGAGUCGAUUCAUAUAGCCACCGGAGACGUAUAAAUCCGGCGGCAGAGUUCAUCAUCUUCUUCAAUUCAUUGGCAAGGAAAAUGAUUUCCGUCAACCCAGUCGUAGCGCGCCCACAUUUCUUCACCGGAAAGCCAAUUUGUCCAGCGUCCCGCACCACCGGCGCGACAGCCGCAACCACGCGCCGCCGUUUCUCCCCAACUUCUGCCAAUAUCUCUGCUAAGCAAAUCGUCGAGCACGUGGUGCUCGUCAGAACCAAACCGGAAGUCGAGCAUUCUAAGAUAAACGACAUGGUCAACAACCUCUACAAGCUCUCUUCCCUUCCGCAGGUUCUCCAUCUCACCACCGGUCCGGUCCUCCGUACCCAAUCGCCGACGCUAUCGUUCACACAUCUCUUACAUUCUCGGUACGAAUCGACAUCGGAUCUCGAAGAAUACAGCACGCACCCUCUUCACUUGUCUGUAGUCAGGAAUUUUCUCUUCCCUGUUAUAGACGACAUCAUGGUGGCCGAUUGGAUCGCCGACGACUUUUCCGGUUCCGUUGAGGUCGGCCCUGGUUCCAUCAUCCGAGUUAAAUUGUUGAAGUUGAAAGAAGGGUUGUCUGAAAAUGAGAGAAAGGAAAUUGUAGGUGUAACUAAAGGACUCAAGCAAAAAUUCUCGCCGAUUGAUCAGUUAACUGUUGGAGAAAAUAUUGCUCAGGCGAGGACGAAGGGGUUUUGUAUCGCCUCAAUCGGAGUAUUUGGAGGAUUGGGUGCUAUCCAUGCGUUGGAUGCCCAAUCGGCGGCGCUAAAUGACCAGAAAGACGGCGUGAGAAGAUUUGUUGAGGACGUUGUGGUGGUGGAUUAUGCCCUUCCUGCAAAGAUGCUAAUUACAUAAUUAAUGCUUGAAUGUCUAGAGUACAUUUGAAGUUUUUUUAUUAUGAGGGUUUGACCAUAGCAAUGGUCCAUCAAUAUCUUUUUAAUUUUUUAUGCUAAAAAGUUUAUCUAUGUUGAAAUAUUAUUGAAUUAGUCAUCUUUUAACUAUUCCUGAUUAGAAAUUAU
Messenger RNA from Cuscuta epithymum, 1185 nucleotides. Lineage: Eukaryota; Viridiplantae; Streptophyta; Magnoliopsida; Solanales; Convolvulaceae. The record is from the annotation of a GenBank genome assembly.